This is a messenger RNA of Gongylonema pulchrum, 525 nucleotides long. The record is from the annotation of a GenBank genome assembly. Lineage: Eukaryota; Metazoa; Nematoda; Chromadorea; Rhabditida; Gongylonematidae.
AUGUCUCGUCCCCGUUCACCGCCUCUCGAUGAAAUAAUGUUUGCGCAACUGGGCAGCACCCUGACUGCAACAAGUGCUGCAUUGGGCCGAUACGUUCAGUCAAUUGUACGCACUACAUCGGAAGAAACUGCACAGCAACUUCUGCUGUUUUGCCUCGAUUUCCAAGCUGGAUUAUCUGCUUCAACGCGAAAGCAUCCUGCGACGAGCAAAUGUGUGCUACCAGCACAGUGUGUUAAUACGAUCAUUGAUUUUGCAAUUGCAUCGAAUUCGCAUUCCGAGCAAUUGUGGACCAUUGUUUUGCGAGCACUGGAACUCAUCAUUACAAACGAUGUAUCAACAAGCAAAUGUGUGCUACCAGCACAGUGUGUUAAUACGAUCAUUGAUUUUGCAAUCGCAUCGAAUUCGCAUUCCGAGCAAUUGUGGACCAUUGUUUUGCGAGCACUGGAACUCAUCAUUACAAACGAUGUAUGAGUCAGCGCUGUCACCGUUGAUCGAGUCGCCCCUGUUUUGCAGAUUGAUCUGUGA